Molecule: messenger RNA, 2941 nt
Organism: Cyclopterus lumpus (lumpfish)
Lineage: Eukaryota; Metazoa; Chordata; Actinopteri; Perciformes; Cyclopteridae
Gene: gpr19
Product: G protein-coupled receptor 19
Biological process (GO): G protein-coupled receptor signaling pathway
Cellular component (GO): plasma membrane
Molecular function (GO): G protein-coupled receptor activity
Source: RefSeq, a predicted model, not a curated record
GUCUCCUCUGAAUCCCGGAGACAAACCCGGAGAAUGAAGCGUUCGUUCUCGCUGCUGAACCGCCCCUCUCUGGUGCAGCUGUAUAACUAUGGUGUAUGCCCAGUCGUCACACACAGCUGGUGUCAAUCCCUCCCUUCACAACCCAUCUUUCACAUAUCAGAUGUCAUUUAACUACUCUGAGAGGGUGAACUCGACUGUCCUGGCAACCUUACCCACAUCUCCCGUCUGCAGCCUCGAGGGCUCGUCCUCCGGCCGGCUGAACGGGACCUCCGUCUCUUACGACCUGACGUCUGGCGAGGUCGCCGUCCUGGGCGUGGUGUUCGCAGUUCUCUGGUUGGUGUCCAUCCUGGGAAAUGCCCUUGUCUGCCUGGUCAUCCACCGGAGCCGGCGGUCUCAGUCCACCACCAACUACUUUGUGGUGUCCAUGGCGUGUGCAGACCUGCUCAUGAGCCUGGGUUGGGCCCCCUUCAUCCUCCUGCAGGUCGCCUCAGGACGAUGGCCGCUGAGCGCUGCUGCUUGCAAGGCUGUGCGCUACCUGCAGCACCUCUGCCCAGGUGUGCAGGUCUACGUCCUGCUUUCCAUCUCCGUAGACCGCUUCUAUACAAUUGUCUACCCGCUCAGCUUCAAGGUGUCCAGAGAGAAAGCAAAGAAGAUGAUCGUGGCCUCGUGGCUGUUUGACGCCGCCUUCGUGUCGCCCUGCCUCUUCUUCUACGGCUCCACGUCUACGGGCGGCAGUCACUGUGACUUCUUCCUCCCGGACAGCUGGGGCAGUGUUGCCUACGCCGCCGUUCACCUCCUAGUUGGUUUUUUGGGGCCAGUGGCGCUGAUUGUGUCGUUCUACCAGCAGGUGGUCCGCUACAUCUGGAGGAUCAGCGCCGACGGCCACGCGGUGCGCCGGACAAUGAAUAUCGUCCCGCGGACGAAAGUCAAGACCAUCAAGAUGUUCCUCGUGCUCAAUUCAGUUUUCUUCCUCACCUGGACGCCCUUCUACAUCGCCCAGCUGUGGCACCCAAGGGAGUCUGACGGACCCAGUAGGCAGGGGCUGCUGUUCUUCACAGCCAUCGCCUGGGUCUCCUUCAGCUCCACGGCGUCCAAGCCAACCAUGUACUCGGUCUACAAUGCCAACUUCAGGAGGGGCAUGAGGGAGACCUUCUGCAUGUCCUCCAUGAAAUGCUACCGCAGUAAUGCCUACACCAUCACGGCGAGCUCCCGUGUGGCCAAAAAUAACUACAUCGGGGUGGUGGAACUCCCCGGGCAGGCAAAGACGAUCGCCAAGGACUCGGUUUACAAGUUUGACCGAGAGGCAAAGGACAAGAAGGUGGCCUGGACCUCCAACACCAACCCUCCCAAUACUUUUGUCUAAGUGAGUUUGGACGAGUUUUUCUUCUACAGCACAACGUCGUCGUCAGCAGGUGACGAACACGCUCAACCACGACAAAGCUCACUGAACCAGAACGAGUUCAGAUUGUAUGAAGGGCUUCUUUACGGUGUGACACACCUUCUGGCCGCCAGUGGAGGUUUUUAUACUUCACACUUUAAUCAUCAUUUAUUUCUGUGAUGCGUCUUUGAUGGGCUGCUUAUUUGUGUUUCUCUAAUGUCAGCUAGUCCGCUAGCUAAGCGUAGUCCGUGGCCAUCUGUUGGUGCAGUAAUGUAGUGGGUGAAGCUAACGUUAGCCGCAUGCUGACAUCAUGGAGAGAAGCUAAUGAAGCUUUAAAUCUAUAGUUUGAUCAUCUCAGUUUCUCCCAAUGUCGUCCAAUGAAGAGACGCUCUAGAGUUGUGAAGUGGGAGGAGUUACAAGUGUUUUCAGGGCUUUGGAAGUAAAACCGUUGGCAUCUAUGAACGACUCCCAACCACGAGACAUACAACUUUUGUUCUGUGAUAAAAGGUCAAAGGUACAAGAAGCCCUUUGACCUUUUGAACUGAAGACAGUCACAAUAUCAUCCUGACUGCAGGGAUCUGGUUUUAUUGCUCAUUUCUCCACGACUGAUUUCAAUCUGAUCCAAAAUGGCCGUCACUGUGACUACUUCAUAAUGAAAGCCAGUGAAAUGCUUCUCAUGCAGCAGUAAAUUAAUACAAUAUAUUGCAUUAUUAUAUUGCAAUACUUUCAUCAGUGGGCCAUAAUCAAUAACCAUUGUCGAUCAGCAAUAACCAAUGACUUAACAGACAUUAAUUUACCACUUUAACUUCAAGUUUAAUUGAUUUACGUUCCAAUGGAUCAGUUUUAGAUGAAAGUAGCAGCCACUAAAACAUGACUCAGCAAACCCUGGAAUAUGUUUAUUGAGUUUGGCUUUUGCUUACUUUUCAAAAUGUUGUAUAAAUAUGGUGAAGGAAGAAAAGAUUGUGCUUAUAGGAACUAAACUGUGUGAUUCGGGUGAGAUAACUGACGCACUUUGUUAGAGUUAUGGUUUAAAAUCAGAUAUGAAUGUUGCCGUUGAAUGUAGACGAGAUCCAACAUGGACGACCUUUUGGGAUAAAAGAUGAAAACACUUGAUGUGUUUUUAGAGCGUCCACCGAAAAAGAUAAAGAGAUGUUCAUCAGCAAAUAGAUCACAAAGUAUUAAACUGUCGACUAGUUUACAAAACAAUCUGCCUUAAGGUCCAUUUACCACGUUUAUUUUGUACUUAUGCUGUUUUCAAGUAUUUAUUUAGUUUUUUUAACCCUUUUUUAAGUUGAGAGGAAACAAACCUUCUUAAACAUUAUACUUCCGUUGGAGUUUUGGUUUUAAUGUGUGAAUCACAUUUCAGGACCUGGUCCUGGCAGACGUGUAGAUGUUCAUGUUAGCUUCAAGGACCUCUCAGGUAGAGCCGUCUGCAGUCCACUUGUUAUUAUCAACGUUUGUAAAAUUGGUCACAUGAAGUUUUAUUCACUUAUAGUUGCUGAUUUAUUUUCAUUCCAGUAAGUAUGAAACCAGUAAAGACUGCCAGCCCAAUAACUUUAGAAA